AUGAAUAUUCUCGAGAUCUUAACCAUUUUCUCCAUAACUAUGCCAAUACGAGGAUCGAAAACCUGCGAAUUUGAGCACUCCGGCGGGCCUUAUGGCGAGAAUCUUGCCGGGAGUUCUGACCCGGAAAUGACUGCUAUCGAUGCUGUGAAUUUGUGGGUGGAUGAGAAGAAAAACUAUAAUCACGAAACAAACUCGUGUGAAAAUGAUGAAUGCUUGCAUUAUACGCAGGUUAUUUGGCAUGCUACUUCUCAUGUUGGUUGUGCUAGGGUAAAUUGUAAGAGUGGAUGGACGUUUAUCACUUGUAACUAUGAUCCACCAGGAAAUUUUGAAGGUGAUAAUGCUUACUAG
Molecule: messenger RNA, 348 nt
Organism: Vicia faba (fava bean)
Lineage: Eukaryota; Viridiplantae; Streptophyta; Magnoliopsida; Fabales; Fabaceae
Source: the annotation of a GenBank genome assembly